Messenger RNA from Chelmon rostratus (copperband butterflyfish), 579 nucleotides. RefSeq names its product chemokine (C-C motif) ligand 20a, duplicate 3 (gene ccl20a.3). Gene Ontology annotation, biological process: lymphocyte chemotaxis; cellular response to interleukin-1; immune response. The transcript is spliced from 4 exons. NCBI's taxonomy places the organism in Eukaryota, Metazoa, Chordata, Actinopteri, Chaetodontiformes, Chaetodontidae. The coding region runs from base 66 to 374 and encodes 102 amino acids. The record is from RefSeq and is a predicted model, not a curated record. Gene Ontology annotation, molecular function: CCR chemokine receptor binding; chemokine activity. Gene Ontology annotation, cellular component: extracellular region.
UCCACCUGAGGACAGGCGAGACGACAGCUCAGCUCAGAGUCACUGCUGCCAACACCGAGCAAGACAUGGUGUCAAUCAAAGCAACAGCGAUGGCGAUCUCGCUCCUCACCUUCUGCCUGCUGGCUGCAAACACAUCUGCAGCCUUUCAUGGAUGCUGUCGAAGUUACAUGAAAACCCAAUUACGAUUUUCGGCAAUCAGGGGGUACUCAGUCCAGACUAUCACACAGUUGUGUCCCAUCAAUGCUAUCAUUUUCCACACAAAGAAGGGCAAAGCAUGCAGCAAUCCUGCUCUGGACUGGGUGAUGGACUACGUCAACCGGUUGAGGAAUAAAGCACAAAUUGUUCACAUCAAAUCCUCGCAAGCACAGAAGUAGAGUUGUUCGGCUUUCUGGAAAGAGACGGACGUUGGAGCUCGGCUGCAGCCGACAAACUGUGUUUUAUCUCAGCUUCGCCACUUAUGCAACCAACAAUGUUUCACAGAGCACUGCAGAAUGUUGCUUUUUAUAUUUUGUGUCCUUUGUUUAUGUAUAUAUUUGUACAUGCUCUAUACUCUAUAUAGAAGAAUUAAAGUUUUGCUAA